Messenger RNA from Rhinichthys klamathensis goyatoka, 967 nucleotides. It is a transcript of the gene ecm1a, whose product is annotated as extracellular matrix protein 1a. Gene Ontology annotation, biological process: signal transduction; regulation of bone mineralization. The transcript has 3 exons. The coding region runs from base 158 to 679 and encodes 173 amino acids. Gene Ontology annotation, cellular component: extracellular region. Lineage: Eukaryota; Metazoa; Chordata; Actinopteri; Cypriniformes; Leuciscidae. The record is from RefSeq and is a predicted model, not a curated record.
UCUGCUGACCCACCAACUUUGGCCCGCCUUUCAUUCUCCUUCCAAUCCCUUUAAAUAAAGCCUUGCAAUCUUUUAAAACUUGUAUCAGACCUGAAGAAAACAGUGCACAUUUGCAAACUGAAAGCAAGGAUAUUUUUACUGCAGAAAUUAACCAGUCAUGUUUUGGAAAAGCACACUUGUGACUACUUUGAUUCUUCAUCUAAUUUCAUUGGGAGUUGGACAGAAAUUUUACCCUGAGGUGCUGCUGGAAUCAAACUUCCCUCCAGCCAGACCUUCGAUUUACAAUCUCAAGGCGAUCUGUCGUUAUGGCAAUGGCCGCCCCAGAUACCCUGACUCCAGUUUCCCUUCAUCCAGUUACGCUUACGCUCGUCGUGCUGGAAAGGCAGUAAACAGACUAGAGGCAUGGUUCAGUCGGUGCUGCUAUGGAGGUUUAGCCCAUGGAAAUGGACAGAUCCUUUGCUGUGCGAAACAGGCAUGGGAAACUGCUUUGUCCCUUUUCUGUAUUGAAGAGUACUCCACCAUGACCUUGGUCCAUGAGUGCUGUGAAAAGAAGAACGAAGAAAGGUGGAACUGCUUUCAAAAAAAUGCUGCUAACCCCUUCUACCAACCCCUCUCUGGUUACAGGGCCCCCAUAAUAUCACCUGAUAGGAUUUUCAGCUGGGACCCCAACACCUGUUAAAGGUCAAGAUGCUAAAUGACAACCUGAGCAUUUUUAUUUGAUUUAGCAGCACAAAACCUGUGUCAAUUAAUCAACUGUGAAGAGUCAGAAUAUAACAUGAUUUUCAAGUAAAUUAAACAUGCACAGUGUAGAAGAGCUGGCAUACAACCCUGUGCAUCAAUUUAUUUAUCUUCACAUGUAUUAUUGCAUACAGAAAACAAUGUGCAGCAGCUUGCUAUCACUCAAUGUAUUUCCAAAGUUGUAAAAAGAUUCAAAUAAAUCUGAAGCCUUUUCAUUGUUUAACCUUGA